Messenger RNA from Drosophila busckii, 1193 nucleotides. Its product is annotated as aldo-keto reductase family 1 member B1. Gene Ontology annotation, cellular component: cytosol. The record is from RefSeq and is a predicted model, not a curated record. Gene Ontology annotation, molecular function: aldose reductase (NADPH) activity. The coding region runs from base 84 to 1028 and encodes 314 amino acids. The transcript has 3 exons. Lineage: Eukaryota; Metazoa; Arthropoda; Insecta; Diptera; Drosophilidae.
UUGAAUUUUAUUUUACCAAAAUUAAUAGACUUCUCUGUCUUUUUUUUUGUUUAUGAAAACGUGAACAACCAAAAACAAAAAGGAUGUCGACACCACAUUUUCUUUUGAGCAAUGGAAAAAGCAUGCCUAUGGUAGGACUGGGUACUUGGCGAAGUCCACCAGAAAUUGUUACUCAGGCUGUAAAGGAAGCAAUUGAUAUUGGAUACCGGCACUUGGACUGUGCUUACAUAUAUGGAAAUGAAGCGCAAAUUGGCGCUGCUAUAUCCGAAAAGAUUAAGGAAGGUGUCGUUACACGGGAUCAGCUAUUCAUAACAAGUAAAUUAUGGAACACGUAUCACAGACCUGAUAUGGUUCGUGCUGCCUGUGAGACAAGCAUGCGGAGUCUAGCUGUUGACUAUUUGGAUCUGUAUUUAAUGCAUUGGCCAAUGGCCUACAAGUCCGGUGACAAUCUAUAUCCAACUUGCCCAGAUACAGGCAAGGCGGCGUUUGAGGACAUCGAUUAUGUGGAUACAUGGAAGGCAAUGGAGGACUUGGUGGAAAGAGGUUUGUGUCAUGCGAUUGGUGUUUCAAAUUUUAAUGAACAGCAAAUCAACCGACUGCUGAGCAUGGCCAAGCUAAAGCCUGUUGUGCUUCAGAUCGAAUGCCAUCCUUACCUGCGCCAAAAGUCGCUGAUCACACUUUGUUAUGACAACGCAAUUGCAGUCACUGCGUACAGUUCGUUGGGAUCGGCCCAUACACCCUAUGAGAAGCCCGGCACAUACCCACUGCUACACCAUCCCAUCAUCUUGGAAAUAGCAGCCAAGUACGAUCGCACCCCUGCCCAAGUCCUGCUUCGUUAUCAAACUCAAUCGGGUAUUAUUGUCAUUCCCCGCUCUGUUACCAAACAACACAUGUAUGAGAACUUCAAGAAAAUUUGGGACUUCGGACUGGAUAAUGAUGACUUGCAGGCAAUCGAUAAUCUUGACUGCAAUGGACGCUUUAUGACGAUGAAAGCAGCCUUUGGCCAUCCAUAUUAUCCAUUUUGUUAAUCUUCAGGUAUGAACAAUAGUUUUGUGGAGAGCGGAAGCUCUCGUAAUGGAAAUUACGGUCUAUAUGCUAAGAAUAUUAAUUAUUAAUAUACUAAUACAAUAGUGUACAGUUUUUCACAAUAUGUCUAAAGGUGAAUCCUGUUAAUCGAGAUAAUUUAUGCAUAC